Spinacia oleracea (spinach) is the source of this 1186-nucleotide messenger RNA. RefSeq lists its product as uncharacterized. The record is from RefSeq and is a predicted model, not a curated record. NCBI's taxonomy places the organism in Eukaryota, Viridiplantae, Streptophyta, Magnoliopsida, Caryophyllales, Amaranthaceae. The coding region runs from base 106 to 903 and encodes 265 amino acids. The transcript has 8 exons.
CUUCCCAAAAAGCUCCUACUUGCUUAUUGUCUCUCUUGCAACAAAAUAUAAUUUCAUUUUCUUCAAAUUUAAUUUAACAUUUUGUUUAAUUCCCCUGCUUUCUUGAUGGAUUUCGGAAAACUUUCGCGAUCAUCCACCUCCUCCCCCUUUGAUUGUGUUAUGUUUGACUUGGAUGAUACUCUGUAUUCUUCCCACACUGGAAUUGGUUUGGCUCUCAAACAGAAUAUUCAAGAUUUUUUGGUGGAGAAACGUGGAUUUACAACUGAUCAGGCUUCGUCUCUUCGUGUUGAACUCUUCAAAUCUUAUGGUAGCACCCUUGCCGGAUUACGGGCAUUAGGGUAUGAUGUUGAUGCUGACGAUUACCACAGUUUCGUGCACGGGAGGUUGCCAUACGCGCAGAUUAAGCCAAAUCCUCACCUACGUAACAUCUUACUCAGCAUCACCCAAAGGAAAAUUAUUUUUACAAAUUCGGACCGGGUUCAUGCUACAAAGGCGUUAAACAGGCUCGGGAUAGGGGAUUGUUUUGAGCAAAUUAUAUGCUUUGAAACUCUUAAUCCAAACUUGUCAAUGGCUACUCGUCCAGAUGAAAUUCCUGUUGUUUUAAAGCCUUCGCUUGAUGCUAUUCAAAUUGCUAUUUCUGUUGCUGAUAUCAAUCCUCAUCGCACCUUAUUUCUGGACGACAAUGUGAGAAACGUCGCCGCUGGCAAAGCUUUAGGACUGAAAACGGUUCUGGUUGGGCGAACAACAAAAACUCAAGAGGCAGAUUACGCUCUAGAAUCGGUGAAUAACCUAGCACAAGCAAUUCCAGAGAUAUGGAUGCUCAACGGGUCGGACAAAGACAAUGAAAUGACUAUCGGGCGGUCCAGGAGUGAUCUUGAGAACCUUCUUAUCGUCGGGGCUUAAUAAAGAUAUACAUUUAACAGUUGAAUCAUUUCAUCUAAAAAAGGGUGAAUCAAUUGAUGAAUAUAAAAAUGUUGUAACUGAUCUGAUCUGAUCUAGUUAACUCUAGGUGAUGUAGCGUGUGUAACUUUUCUUCUCCUUCUUGUGUCUUGGGAGAUAUUGUAGAUUCAUGCACAUAGUGUUGUGAAGGCAUCGUUGUUUAGUUGUUGUUUGUACAUGUCAUGAAUUCCAUCUUAUGAUCAUCAAUAAUAAUGUAAAGAAUAUCCAGAUGGAACAUUCCUUAUCA